AUUUAACAAAUAAUCAAUAUAAAAGCUGCGUUGGUCCAUUAACUCCCAAGUAUUUGCAGCUAAAUAAAACCAGUAGCUCGUUUUGAAGAGAAAACGAAUGACAAUCCAAAGGGAACAUUCGAGACACAUAGAGCUGACCUUGGAUCUGAUUUCUACUCAUCUCCUUACUCUCUCUCUACUGGAACUGGUGGUCUCAAUCAGAUCCCAGGUCGGUGUUCUCAGCGCGCUUCCAGUCGGUGGCCACCACGUGUCUCUCUCCGGCCUGCCAGCGGAUCAUGUGGAGCAGCAACAUGGCGGCGCGGUGGAGGGGGGAAGACGGGAAUUUAAAUGCCGGCCACAGUGACUUUCUGGCCAGCAACGCUGCCAAUGAGAAGUUGUGAUCCGCAUCACAUCACUAUUUUCUGAUGUUAUAGACCAAAUGAUAAAUUAAUUGGUCCUGAGUAGACAUGACAUGGAAGGCGUGGAGAUGGACACACAGUCCUGCAUGGAUCACUCAAUCCUGGCCAUUUUUGAAGACUCCACUGUCGCAUCAGAGGAUAAGAGUGGAGUGGAGGAAGAGAGGGAGACCCUGCUGUCUGCCCUGACCGAGAUGCUGGACAGCGUGGAGGAUGACGACGGGACUCCCUUUGACACCCUGCCAGACACCAAGCUCCUCACCCACCCAGAACGCAGGGACAACUCAGCGGAACUGUCUCUUGCUGACAGACUUAGACCACGAUCCAAAUCACCAAAUGUAACAUUCACAAUAAAGAUUGAUAAAGGAAAGGAAGAUGAGGGCAAAAUGGAGAGAAACAGCCACCUGUUCAAACAACAAAGUCAAACAGUGUUUCACUCUAAGAAUAAGAAAGCAGAGGCCGAAGUCGAGAUCUUCACCUCAACUUCUCUCGUCAACCUGGUGAAGCUCAUGCACCCCUACUGCCUGAAGCUGCAUGUGGAAGAGGAGGGGGAUAAACUGAGGAACAAUCGCACAUUAUUCUCUCAGGAAGAGGUGUGGAAGUACGAGAGACCCAGUGAAGAGAGCGAUGAAGAGAUAAAUGUUGUGUCUGAUGAUGAGGUAACUAUGAAAGACACAAAGGAGGAAGAAGAGGGAGCUGAAAAGAGAGAUAAUAACAACCUCUUAAAGAGUAUGUUGCUGAACGGAAACUCAUCCAGAACUCCACCAUCCAGAGAGAAGAAAAGGGUGAGCUUUGGCUCGGUUCAAGUGGUUUCAUUUGAUGAAUCUGUAGAAAAGGGCCCGAAUGAGAAAAAUCUAACAAGUGGAACUGUGUCAGUUCCACUGAACUGCACCAAAGCACUUGGAAAUCCUGCUGGCUCAGCGCUCGAGCCCCAAACAACGUCCUCAGAAAUGAACAGUAACCAGGCGGAGGUUCUGCCACUUAAAAGUGAGACGAAGGCCAAAUCACUCAGCCUCCAACAGUACAGACAGCUGCGCCAAAAGAGACGGCCCCUGGUGGAGAAACAGGGGAACUACACCACCAAGUGGCCCAGUGUUUCUGAGCCCCCGAAGGAGCUGACCCCCAUCCUCUGUUCACAGGGACAAAGACAAAACAGCGGUGAACACAGGGCCGCACACCAUUAUCCGGACGAUGGAAGAAGUGGUGCUGAUCAGCCCCAUAGAUCUCAAAGUCCUGCUCACAAGACCCAUUGCAUCUCUGCUCUGCCCGGGCCUCGCCCCCUAGAGGCCAAACCAUCCGCUUGUCUACGUCGCAGCGGAUCAAAGCGCCCACGGACUGAAUCCAAAACCGUCUCACCUGCCAGUCUGCAGCCAGCCGUCACAGCCCAUCCAAAUGUUACUGUGCCUGAAAGCAAAAAAAGUCCAGUAAAGAAACCAACACUGCUCAGUAGUGACCCCCCAAAUCCUGUCCUCCUCCCCCUGCCAGUUAGCCGCACAACAUCACCAACCACUGGCCACUCCUCUUCAGAGUCCAAAGUGGAGUUUCUCAACAGAGACUCAGACCUUGACAGCACCAGGCACUUUCCAGGAAUCCCAAAUGGAUCCUCAGGCACAUCUCUUCAAAGACAGUCCUCCGCCUCAGGGCCAAAGCCCGAGGUGCUGUUAGCAAACCAGGGCUACACCACCCUGUUUCAGGAAAUCAAAAACAAGCUUACUGAGAUAGCUUCAGGUGUCUCCUCCAGACCUCCAGCACUGUGCCCAACCUCAACACAAUUCAAAUCUUCCUCAGAGUGUAAGAAACUACAGCCUCAAAGACGCAGCCCGAACCGGACCAAAGAAGCCGAGCUGGAACCAAAGACUCCUCCGUCACCAAGUCCAGAUGCAGCGAGGUGUCCUUCCCUCGCCCCAUACUCAGGUCGGCCGUCUGCUCCCUCACCAGUGAAGGAGACGUUGUCAGAGGUUCACCCCAGUGUUUUGCCUUCGAAGGAACCACGGCCCGCUCUUCCGUUUGGCUGUGACGUGCAGAGUGCAAAAGCUGACUCAGGAAUCGAAGCGCCUGAUCUGACCAGCCUGCUGGAACAGUUUGAGGAAACACAAGCUAAAGAGGGGACGGUGUGCGAGAACGAGCCGGAGCCCAAACCUGCUACUUCACCCUCGAACUUACACGCGGAUGGACACGUGGACACGGACGGAGCUCAAGGAACACAAAGCAUCUCUGUGGAAGCACUUGCACAUUUAAGCUCUCCAGGAUCACUUGGGUCUCCAAAAACCCUCAGGAAUUCACCACAUCUUCAAAUGUCAGAGGGUGUGGACAUCCCGGAGCCCCUCGGCACUGAAAUCGUCCUCAGCACUCAACUGGAUUUGCCAGCAAGACGCAAAAAUCCUCCACCCAAGGCCAUUCAGAUAAUCGACCCCCGCCCUCUACCGUCCAAGAAGACGCACGCUCACCUGUCAGAGCUCCCUGCUGCUCACACCUCCCCUCACAUUUAUUCAUCUGUGUCCUCCGAUCACGAUUACUGCGGCCCUGUAGACCACUUACUUUCGAGUGCUACUCAGCGUAGCAGAGCCCCUAAACUCAAGGAUGUAUCUAAAACCUCGGAUGAAUUGCAGAUGACCACCCACGACUCAAGUUCUGCUGCUGAAUGCAAAAAACAGACCUCCACCAGUGAGGUUAACACCACCAUCCGAGCUGUGGCUGUGACGCAGCAUCUCUCUGAGCAACCCAGGACCAGAUCAGAGGCAAGCCCGUCAUCAGACAACGUUCUUUCAGACAACGCUGGCACAGAGCAAGAUUGUGGUUGUGCAGCUGAAGACAAGACGGCCCCAUGCAGUCUCCCCACCCCUCCGCCCAGCCCUCCUGCCAGAGGGCGGGAGGAAAGGAGAUAUCGGAGGAGAUCGCCUCGUUCGGACUCCAGCUCCAGCUCUCGUUCCUCGUCGUCGUCAACCUCCUCCAGCUCUGCAUCUCCCUCUCCCAAAAGACAAAAGCACCGUCACAAGCGUUCAGAGAGCAGCUCGUGUUCGUCGUCAUCCCCCUCUCGCUCCAUUUCCCGCUCCCCGACCCGGCGCUACAGGUGGUCCUACUCAAGAUCGAGGUGUAGCAGGUCAAGAUCCAGAUCUUGGUCCCAGUCUAGGUCCCCAUCCAGAUCCCGAUCACCAUCCCCGCGGGUUUGCCGUAGGCAGUGGGGAGACGUUUACAGCAGCAGAGAGUCCAGGAAGCUCAGGAGAGAGCAUGAGAUCAGGAUUCAGAAACUUAAAGCUAUAGAUGAGCGCAGGGUGGUGUAUGUCGGCCGCAUCCGAAAGUCUAUGACGCACGACGAACUUAGGGAACGCUUCUCUCAGUUCGGAGAUGUUGAAUGUGUGUCGCUUCACUUUAGAGAUAGAGGUGACCACUACGGCUUUGUCACAUUCUACAACAUGGAUGAUGCUUUUGCAGCCAUCGAUAACGGCGGCAAACUACGGAAGCCCGAUGAGCUCCCGUUUGACAUCUGCUUUGGUGGAAGAAGACAGUUCUGUAAUUCACACUACGCUGACCUAGAUGCAAACAGAGAUGCAGAGCCGUCUCCUGCCAAGAGCAGGUUUGAGGACCUCGACUUUGAUUUGUUGCUGAAACAGGCCCAGAAAGGACUAAAGAGCUAACAGAGCUGUGUGGGAGGACAAGAACGCCAAGCUUGAUGUGGCAAAGAUAGAACAUUUUUUUCAUGAACCUCAGAGCCUUGUGCUCAAAUUUAUGUAGCAAACUUUUGAAUGUUAGAAGUUUUUUCAUGUUUCGACUCUAAUAUGCAUGCAGUUGAGUUUCUGAUGUGUACAGUUAAUAUGCCCAAAUAUGUAGCACUGUUAAUUUGAUAACAUGUUAUUAGUGGAACCCACUAAAGAUUUUUGUUUCAUUCCAUAACACUGAUGAAGUUUUGUAUAUUUGUAUAUAAAAAUAAAGGCUCUUAAUUGUGUUUCCUGAUGAA
Sander lucioperca (pikeperch) is the source of this 4350-nucleotide messenger RNA. RefSeq names its product peroxisome proliferator-activated receptor gamma coactivator-related protein 1-like. Bases 452 to 4030 code for a protein of 1192 amino acids. Gene Ontology annotation, biological process: positive regulation of transcription by RNA polymerase II. Gene Ontology annotation, molecular function: transcription factor binding; RNA binding. The record is from RefSeq and is a predicted model, not a curated record. Gene Ontology annotation, cellular component: nucleus. The transcript has 12 exons. NCBI's taxonomy places the organism in Eukaryota, Metazoa, Chordata, Actinopteri, Perciformes, Percidae.